Messenger RNA from Temnothorax curvispinosus, 3238 nucleotides. It is a transcript of the gene SMC5, whose product is annotated as structural maintenance of chromosomes protein 5. The record is from RefSeq and is a predicted model, not a curated record. The transcript has 15 exons. Gene Ontology annotation, molecular function: ATP hydrolysis activity; ATP binding. Gene Ontology annotation, biological process: double-strand break repair via homologous recombination. The coding region runs from base 1 to 3141 and encodes 1046 amino acids. Lineage: Eukaryota; Metazoa; Arthropoda; Insecta; Hymenoptera; Formicidae. Gene Ontology annotation, cellular component: Smc5-Smc6 complex.
AUGAACGACAACGUCGAGAACGGAAUCAUCACCCAUAUAUAUAUGGAGAAUUUUGUAACUUAUGACAAAGCGACAGUGACCCCUGGAAGAUAUCUCAAUGUUAUCAUUGGACCUAAUGGUUCCGGCAAGUCCACCGUCGUCGCCGCUAUAGUUCUCGGUCUAGGAGGCAAGCCGAGUAUCAUUGGGCGGGCCCUUCACAUAGGAGAAUACGUGAAGUAUGGGCGUGAUACAGCAAAAAUAGAAAUUCAUCUAAAAAACAACUCCAAACGAGAUUCUAUAGUGACUAGAACAUUUACCAAGGAUGGAAAGUCGACGUGGAUGAUUAAUAGCACUCCGACAAGUGCAAAAAGUGUACAGGAAUUCACGGCCAAGCUUAAUAUUCAGGUUGACAAUCUUUGUCAGUUUUUGCCACAAGAUAAGGUACAAGAUUUUUCAAAAAUGGAUGCUCAAGCAUUGUUAGAAAAUACAGAAAGAUCUGUCGGAGAUCCAAAGCUUCUUGAGUAUCAUCUACAAUUGAAAGAACAAAGAGCCAAUUUCAAGAAACUAGAGGUCGAUGUAGGCAAAACAAAAAAGUUAUUGGAAUCCAAAACUCAGAGGCGUGAUGGGCUACAACAAACUGUUGCGACGAUAAAAGAGAAAAAAAUGAUGAAGAAUAAGAUUCUGGCGUUGCAACAAAAAAAGGCAUGGAUGCUCUACGAUCACAUGCGAAGGAAAUUAGUGGAGUCAAAGAAAACCAGAGAUACAGCAGUAAAAGAAAUGCAAGCAAUAGACGCAGACCUAAAACCGUUAAAUGAGAAGAUUGAGAAAUUGAAGUCGGAUAUGACAACGUUAAAAGCUUCUUUAAAAAAUCACAACAAUAAAGUUCAGGCUAAGAAUACGAAAUUAAGAAACAUUAUGAAUGAUAUUCUUAGCUGUGAAAACAAGAUCAAGGAAGCUGAGAAUAUUUGUUCUCGAAACAUCCAAGCGGAACAAACUCGAGAUCAAGACAUUAAGCUUGCGCAACAGCAGAAAUCCAAGCUUGAGAACGACUUCUCUCUCAUGAUUGAAGAGAUUGGGUCAGAGGAAAGUUUAACGACGCAAUUGCAAAAUAUAGCAACUAAUAUGGAGGAGCAUAGAAAAAAAGUUAAUAAGCUUACCAGUAAAAGAGACACAUCAAAGCACGAAGACGAUAACAUUAGCCGUGACAUUAGAGCUGUUCAAGCGGAACUCAAGAAUUUUGAUAUUGAUGUGAAACGAUUGGAACUGUUGAAACAAAGAGAUAUGAAUGCAUAUAAAGCUGUGCUUUGGUUAAAAGAGAAUAAAAACAAGUUUUCAGCGACAGUGCAUCAGCCCAUGUUGCUCAAUAUUAACGUAAAAGAUGCUUCAUUUGCCAAAUAUUUAGAAAACAUUAUAUCGUUUCGGGAUUUAGUUGCAUUCACAUGCGAGGACAAAAAGGAUAUGAAUCUACUACUGAAGUAUUUGAGGGACCAACAGAAACUGCAAGUCAAUGUGGUACACUCUGAUCCGAUGAAAAGAAUCUCAAUGCAACCGAAUAUACCGAUGGAGAACAUUAAGAAGUUUGGCUUUAAGUAUUAUUUAACAGAGCUUAUUGAAGUACCACCAUCCAUAAUGAACUAUCUAGUCUCGAUGUACCACUUAAACAAUAUUCCUGUCGGGACUAAUGAGAUCGAAAAUAAUACAAAUUAUAUACCUCAUAGUUUACACUGUUAUUUUAGUGAAAAUAAUAUAUACUCUGUGAGCAUAUCUAAAUAUACGCGCGAAGUAUCGACCAGAAUAUCACGGGUCAAUGGAAAUGGAAUGCUAUCUAUUGUUCUGGAUAAGGCUAAAUUACAAGAUCUUCAAGAACGAUUACAAAAGUUGCAAGAAAUGAAGAGUCAAAAACUGAAUCAUAUUAAAGAGAUAGAAGAUGAAAUAAGUGAGGAAACUAAAGCAUUAGAGGAGUAUAGAAUCAAAAGGAAUAAAUAUCAGCAAAAUAUUCAGCAUAUUCAAGCAUUAAAAAGUAGAAUACACAUGGCUGAAAACAAAAUUAAGCAGAUGGAAAUGGCCCGGACGAGUAUUGAAAAUAUUAAAGCAACAUGCACCAAAGAGAUUAAGGCUAUUCGAAAGAAACAAUUGCAAAAGUAUAAGGAAUGUAAUGCAGUUCUGCGAGAGUGUUUCGAUUGCAAUACAAGUAAUGUAGACCUCAAAUUUGCAAUAGCAUUAUUGCAGCAAACUUUAAUGACCAAAGAGAAUGAUGCUGCAGAAUUAAAGGAUAAAUUCACAAAAGCAGAGAGAACAUUUAAGCAAUGUGAUGAAGAAUAUCAACCCUUAAGGAGAGAAGGUGAAAGACUAUAUAAGGAAGCAUUGGCAACCACAAAAAAUCUUAAUCCACAAAAUAAGGAGUUUAAAGUUUACAAUAAAGCCUUUGAAAAAUUACCAGUCACCAUAGCUGAAAUAAAUAACGAAUUAAAUACCGCUCAAGCAAAAGUUUUUUGUAUGGCGAAAAAUGUGGACACCGAGAAUAUACUUCGUGAAUAUGAAGAUAUACAAGAAAAUAUUCACGCUUUAACUGAAUUUAUUAAAAAAAAGACUGUUGUACUAGAGAAAAUGACGGCAGAGAUUGAAAACUUAAAGGAAAAAUGGUUAUAUCCAUUGGAGCAACUGGUUGAAAAGAUAAACUCAAACUUUAGUUCUUACUUUUUCGCGAUGGACUGUGCUGGCGAAGUUACACUCUCGCAUGGUGAAAAUAACCUCGAUUUUGACCAAUAUGGUCUAAAGAUCAAGGUAAAAUUCCGUGAUGCAGACGAAUUGCAAGAAUUAACAAGGCAUUUUCAGAGCGGUGGCGAAAGAACGGUGACUACUGCUAUUUACAUGAUAGCCCUGCAAGAAUUAUCGCGUGUGCCAUUUCGCUGUGUGGAUGAAAUUAAUCAGGGCAUGGAUGCAGUGAACGAAAAACGAGUCUUCGAUUUACUUGUAAAAAUGACAGGAAGGCCAGGCAGCUCCCAAUAUUUUUUGCUCACGCCGAAACUUCUACCUGGAUUAUCGUACGCUGAGACAGUGACAGUCCAUUGCGUCUUUAACGGAUCAGUUAAAGCGGAUGAUGAAGAAUUUGAAUUCAAUGUAGAGGAUUACUGCAACUUUCUUGAAUCGUCAGCUGAUUAAUAGACGAAAAAGAUGUUCGCGUGACUAUUUCUUCCUCUUUCCUUUCUUCUUCUGAGCCUCUGGCCAUGGGAAACCUCGGCACUUUAGCACAUCCAUG